Molecule: messenger RNA, 1818 nt
Organism: Drosophila bipectinata
Lineage: Eukaryota; Metazoa; Arthropoda; Insecta; Diptera; Drosophilidae
Gene: Ir94e
Product: Ionotropic receptor 94e
Source: RefSeq, a predicted model, not a curated record
AUGGAUUGUCCUAAGUGGAUACUAGGCGGCCUCUGCCUGAUUAGCUGGGCCAGUGCCUCCACGUUAAUUGAAAUACUCGGCAGGAUAAGGCAGGAGUUGGACUUUGAAUACAUGCUGCUCCUAAAGAACAGAAACAAUACUCUUACAGAUGGAACUUGGAAUGAAAGUACUUUGCCAAAAGAUCUAAUGGAAGAGUUGUCUGUUCCUGUUGUCCAACUGGAUGAACAAGCUACUUAUUUUUUUUUUAAUAACACAAACAAUCGUGUAAUAUCCCUUGUUCUUCUGGACAAUAGCAAUAUGGAUGAUCAUAGAGAUUUGUUGAAAGCUUUGGUUUUGAAUCUAAGGCAUAUGACCACAACCAGAGUAAUGUUUUUAAUACAAAUGCCAAGGGCCAGUGAAACGAUGUUGUACGAAUUGUUUUCCAACUGCUGGAAAAUGAGAUUGCUAAACGUAAUGGCUCUUUUUGGAGAUUAUGAGCUUACGAAGACCUUCUACGGCUAUUCCCCUUUCCCAACCCUGCGGAUUGAGGAAAGCCUUUUUGAAAUAUCCGAAAAAUCUGUCACUUUUUAUCCUGAUCGUCUAAGAGACUUACAGGGCUUUCAGUUGCCGGUGAUCAUUGGCGGCACUGCUCCUCGCAUUAUUCCCUACUACGACAAGAAGAGACAGAUUGUUUAUGACGGAACUGUGGGGCACUUCAUGAUGGCCUUCCAGCAAAGGUACAAUUGCAGCUUUGUCCAGCCUCUGAUAUCCAAAAACCCUCUUGAAUUUGCGCCUUCAAUGCAAACAGUGAGAGCAGUUCGCAAUAAUUCCGUGGAGAUGUCAAUGUCUCUGACUUUUCCACCUGUGUUCCCUCCAUUCGGAUUUAGCUAUCCCUACGAGCAACUAAACUGGUGCCUUAUGAUGCCCCUGGAAGCUGAUGUACCACCUUUGGAGUACUACACCAGAGUCUUUGAGCUGGCUGCCUUUUUGUUGACCUUGGGCGUUUUGGUCAUAAUAUCCUGCCUUCUAGCUAGUUCUAUGUGGCUUCACGGUUAUCCGAUUGCCUCCACUGAGUUCGUCCUGCAUGACAGCUGCCUGAGAGGAGUGCUGGGACAGUCAUUUGUGGAGGUGCUAAAGGCUCCUACUCUAGUUCGUGGAAUUUACCUGGAGAUUUGCGUGCUGGGCAUCCUGAUUACGGCCUGGUACAAUUCAUACUUUUCAAGCUAUGUGACUACUGCACCGAAGCAACCCGAAUUCCGCAGUUACGACGACAUUUUGGCAUCUAGGAUGAAAGUGGUGGCUUGGAAGCCAGAAUACGCGGAGCUUUUCGGACGACUCUUAGAGUUUCGCAAAUACGAGCCGAUGUUUUAUGUAGAACCAGACUUUAGUAAGUAUCUCGCUCUUCGGGACUCGUUGGAUACUAGGUACGGCUACAUGAUCCCCAACGGUCGAUGGCUGCUGAUUAAGGAGCAGCAGAAGAUUUUCUCCAGACCUUUGUUUCGCAUGCGCGAUGACUUUUGCUUCUAUAACAACAUACCCUUUGGAUUUCCCAUAAACGAGAACUCUGUUUUCAUGGAGCCUGUUCUCAGGUUGAUAAUGGUACUGGCCGAGUCGGGAUUGUCCUUUCACUGGAUGGAGACUGCAUUUUUGGAGAUGAUCCAAGCAGGGGAGAUGCAUUUCCUGGAUUUAAGUCAGAGAAGAGAGUUUCGAGCUAUGCAGGCCCAAGACCUUCAGUAUAUUUGGUAUGGUUUUGGUUUUAUGGCAGUGUUUUCAAGUAUUGUGUGGAUUUUGGAAAAUAUCUGCUACAGACUUAGAGGCAAGACCCAUUUAUUAAAAUAA